GGACUGUGCGGGCUGGCCCGGCGCAGCCAUGCAGCCGCUGGAGGUAGAUCUGGUUCCAGCACCAGCUAGGGAGCCGAGACUGACCCGCUGGCUGCGAAGAGGCAGCGGGAUCUUGGCGCACCUGGUGGCUUUGGGCUUCACCAUCUUUCUGACUGUUCUGUCCCGGCCAGGAACCAGUCUUUUCUCUUGGCACCCCGUAUUCAUGGCCUUGGCGUUCUGCCUCUGCAUGGCUGAAUCCAUCCUACUCUUCUCUCCUGAAUACUCCUUGUUCCUCUUCUGUUCCCGAAAGGCCCGAAUCCGACUCCACUGGGCAGGGCAGACCCUGGCCAUCCUCUGUGCUGCCCUGGGCCUGGGCUUCAUCAUCUCCAGCAAGAUCCGAAGUGAGCUGCCCCACCUGGAAUCCUGGCACAGCUGGGUAGGAGUUCUGACAAUGCUGGUCAGUGGUGGCCAAGCACUGUGUGGGCUUUGCCUCCUUUGUCCCCGAGCAGCCAGGGUCUCAAGGGUAGCUCGUCUCAAGCUCUAUCAUCUGACAUGUGGACUGGUUGUCUACCUGAUGGCUACAGUAACAGUGCUUCUGGGCAUGUAUUCAGUGUGGUUCCAAGCCCAGAUCAAAGGUGCAGCUUGGUAUCUGUGCCUAGCACUGCCCUUGUACCCAGCCCUGGUAAUUAUGCACCAGAUCUCUAGAUCCUAUUUGCCAAGGAAGAAAAUGGAAAUUUGAGUGCCUCCAAACACGGACUCUAGGUGGGACACUUACCUUGGACUUCAGUGGUUCCUUGGUGAUAUUUAAGGGACCCAUUUCAGAAGUGGCCAAGUUUUUGCACUUUCUGGGCCAAAGGCUACAAAAACCCAGGUUGCUCUUGUUGAAGGAUGAUCCAGGUGACCAAAAUGGGGGAAUGUAUUGAGCACAGUGGAAUGUGAUAGAGAACUUCAGCAUGAAGCCUCUACUCGUGAUAGACAACAGACUUACUAGGUGGUGGUGGAGGUGAUGGUGGUGGCAAUUUCUUAUCUGUAUUUCUAAUGUAAAGUCGAGAUCCUAUAAGUUAUGAAUGGAAGCCAUGGAUAUUUGCCCCCACCUCUUAAACUUUUUUUU
Messenger RNA from Dipodomys ordii (Ord's kangaroo rat), 1090 nucleotides. RefSeq names its product cytochrome b561 domain-containing protein 1. Lineage: Eukaryota; Metazoa; Chordata; Mammalia; Rodentia; Heteromyidae. Bases 29 to 718 code for a protein of 229 amino acids. The transcript is spliced from 3 exons. Gene Ontology annotation, molecular function: transmembrane monodehydroascorbate reductase activity. The record is from RefSeq and is a predicted model, not a curated record.